Hypanus sabinus (Atlantic stingray) is the source of this 2163-nucleotide messenger RNA. It is a transcript of the gene rsph4a, whose product is annotated as radial spoke head component 4A. Gene Ontology annotation, biological process: axoneme assembly; cilium assembly; cilium movement involved in cell motility. The coding region runs from base 309 to 1994 and encodes 561 amino acids. The record is from RefSeq and is a predicted model, not a curated record. Gene Ontology annotation, cellular component: radial spoke; axoneme. The transcript has 6 exons. Lineage: Eukaryota; Metazoa; Chordata; Chondrichthyes; Myliobatiformes; Dasyatidae.
ACAGGGUGAAGGGAGUGUCGAAGAUUAAAAGAAAGUUAUUAAGCGGGAGCAUUUUGUUACUGAGAGGAGAGGCUAACAGUGAUCGAGUAAUCGAGUUGUAGGGGUUUUAGUGAUAGAAACAAUUGGAGAAAGAAUCUAUUACACUGUAAUAGAAAGAUAGGUGAAAAAUAAAGCGGGAGAGUACAAUAAAGAAGCAGAAUUAUAUAGAAAUAAUGGCAAUGGAGAAAAUAAACUGAAGGAAAAGACAAAUUAGAGAAGCAGAACGUGUCAGAGGGAAAAGAGGGGAAGGAAAUUCCAGGCAGCUAAAGAUGACGGAGACUACAGGUAAAGUGGUUAGCCCAAAGCGGAGAGAGUCAGCGCGACAGAGCGAAGCGCCCAGCGCGGAAAACAGCAAGGAGAAGCUGGUGCAAAUGGAGCCUGAGCUGAACCUGGAUUUUGCAAGUGGAACUAUGAUCCGAAAUGCAAAGGCUUAUUUGUUACAGAAAAGCACUAUAUCUAAUCUGAACCUCUAUGAUCAUCUCUCUGAGUUGAUAACCAAGGUGCUGGACGAAAGGCCCGUCAACGCUGUGGACAUCAUCGAAGAUAUCAGCAAGAGAAUCAAAAAGUUACAGUUCUCCAAGAAGAUAGACACGUUGCAAGAUGAAUAUGAAAUUUCAUUGGCAUACAGUUUAGCGGAAGUUCAGAAAUCCCUCUUUAUCAAGGCAGUGGAGGAAGAAGAGGGAGUGGAUCCUGAGGAAGAAGUGUUGGAGACUCCUCUCCCGAACGUGAUGGAAAUGGCUUUUUACUUUGAGCAGGCAGGAGUGGGUCUCAGCAAGAACGAGAUGUAUCGUAUUUUCCUGGCACUGAAGCAGCUAGUAGACACACAGCCACUGCAGAAAUGCCGGUUCUGGGGUAAAAUCAUGGGACUCAAAGGGAAUUACAUCGUAGCAGAGGUGGAGUUCCGGGAAGGGGAGGAAGACACAGAGGAAAUGUUGGAGGAGGAUAAAGAAGAGGAAAAGGAAGAGGCGAAGGAGGACACUGAGCAAGAUACAGAGGAAGAAGGAGAGGUAGUCGAAGACAAGCCCCCAGCAUCAACGUAUAAACCACCACCAAUUAUCCCAAAGGAGGACAACCGCUCUGGCACAAACAAAUAUACCUAUUUUGUUUGUAGUGAACCAGGCAAGGUUUGGACCAAACUACCUCCGGUUACACCAGCCCAAAUCACAGUAGCCAGGAAGAUCAAGAAGUUUUUCACUGGCAGCUUGGAUGCUCCUGUCAUCAGUUACCCACCCUUUCCAGGGAAUGAGAUUAAUUACUUGAGGGCACAGAUUGCCCGGAUAUCUGCUGGUACUCAGAUCAGUCCACUGGGAUUCUAUCAGUUUGGAGAAGAGGAGGAGGAGGAAGAGGAAGGGCUGGUGAGGGAGAACUAUGAGGAGAAUUCAGAAUUUGAAGGCAUUCCAGUACCAGAGCUCUUGGACAACCUGGCGAAUUGGGUCCAUCAUACACAGCACAUCCUUCCACAGGGCAGAUGUGUCUGGUUCAAUGCUGUUCAGAAAAAGGAGGAGGAAUUGGAGGAGGAAGAGGAGGAGGAGGAAGAGGCACCAGAUGAGCCUGAGCCAGAGGUGGGACCUCCCCUCCUUACUCCGUUGUCAGAGGAUGCAGAAGUCAAUGGUGUUCCUCCUUGGACAAUGAAGGCCUCAUCCAGUCUGAUACCUCAAUAUGCUGUUGCUGUAGUCCGGUCGAAUCUCUGGCCAGGAGCAUGGACUUUUGCGACUGGGAAGAAGUUUGAGAAUAUUUACUUGGGCUGGGGCCACAAGUACAGCUCAGAGAACUACAGCCCACCCGCAGCCCCACCAGUGCAGGCAGAGUAUACCAGCGGCCCUGAUACCACAGAGGUGGAUGACCCAACAGUGGAGGAGGAGCAGGCACUCCGUGCUGCAAUCGAGGAGCGGCUGGCAGCAGCAGAGCAAGAAGAGGAAGAGGAAGAAGAGGAGGAGGAGGAGGAUGAGAAUUAACCUAUAAGAGAUUUCCAUACAAUAUUAGAACUUUUCUUUUUACUUUGUUUUCAAGUAUUAAAUUCAAAUUAUUCUAUGUGUCCUGGACCAAUAUUUUACCUACAAUUAACUAAAUCUGUAAAUGAUUUGUUUUCUAUAAAUUGUGGAAAAUAAAAGCUCUUGUAAAGGU